Messenger RNA from Scaptodrosophila lebanonensis, 1496 nucleotides. RefSeq names its product tRNA:m(4)X modification enzyme TRM13 homolog. Gene Ontology annotation, biological process: tRNA methylation. Lineage: Eukaryota; Metazoa; Arthropoda; Insecta; Diptera; Drosophilidae. The transcript has a single exon. The coding region runs from base 40 to 1347 and encodes 435 amino acids. The record is from RefSeq and is a predicted model, not a curated record.
AGAUAUAUAUAUAAAAACAAAUUGUUUAUUUCAAAUGGCAUGGCCGACGAAAUUUCUGCUAAGCGACCCAAGAUGACCGGCGAGUCGACGACCACCUGCGCCCACUGGGUCGAGCGCAAGAAGCGUUACUGCAAAAUGACCGUAAACAAGGGCAGCGAGUUCUGCGGAGCCCAUGCGCCCGCCAACAAAAGCUCUGAAAUAGAAAAUAGCGACGCAGAGCGCAUUCCCUGCCCCCUGGAUCCCAACCACACGGUCUUCAAGCGUAAGCUGGAGAAACACCUCAGCAUCUGCAAUGCCCGCGAACAACAAAGUACCUUGCCUUAUAUAGAGAAGGGCAUCAAUGCCGGCGAUGCACUGCUGCCCGAAGAUGAGGUGGCACUCGCAGACUACCAAAAACUUAAGCUGCACGAGCUGGAGGACAGCGAAUUCUAUGGCGUGAUUGACAAAGUGAACCGUUUGUACACAGAGCAUAUCGAGAAUACAAUUGACGAGCUGCAGCUGCAACACAAAUCGCUGGAAAGGGAGCUUAAAAUAGAAGAUUAUGGGCAGGAAUCGCGGAAGCAUUUAAUACAAACAGCGGCCUUGUUGGGCAUCCUAGAACACGACAAGCAGCUCGCCAGCAACACUAGCUUCAUUGAAUUUGGUGCAGGCAAGGGGCAACUUGCGUAUUACCUUGCCAGUGUGCUGGAAUCGAUGCAGCUGGGGAAUUCACAAGUUGUGCUGCUGGAUCGGCUCUCGCUGCGUCACAAAAAGGACAAUAAGGUGGCCAACAAGGAGCUGGUGCAACGCAUACGCGCCGACAUAGCCGACUUCAAAAUGUCCCAGUUACCGGAGCUGCAUCGCACCCAACAUAACGUGGCGCUGUCCAAACAUUUGUGCGGAGCAGCGACAGACUUGACGCUGCGCUGCGUUCUGGGCAAGGAAGCCACCAACACCGAUUACAUACUGAUUGCGCUUUGCUGUCAUCAUCGCUGCGAAUGGCGCUCCUAUGUGGGCAAGCAGUGGCUGCAAACCACUGGCAUCACGCCCAGAGAGUUCGUCAUUAUAACCAAAAUGGUUAGCUGGGCGGUUUGUGGCACUGGCCUGAGUCGUGAGCGGCGCAAGGCCAUGGCCGAGGAUAAGACCAGAGCGGAGCAGGAGGAUACGGAAGAGCAACAGCAACCGAGUCAACGACUAAGUCGCGAGCAGCGCGAGGAAAUCGGCUACAAAUGCAAGCGAGUCUUGGACCAUGGUCGUCUGAAAUAUCUGCAGCAACAUGGCUAUAAUGCUGCACUAAAAUUCUAUGUGCCACGCGACGUAACGCUGGAGAAUGUCGUGCUGCUGGCACGACAAAAGGACAAUAGCUAACAUGAUUCUUCCAAUACUCAUGCAGACCUGGGAACAGGCUUAAAAAAUGUGUUGCUUUGCAGCUCCAUGAGAUAUUUUUAUGUGCCGUUGACGUUUUCUGUAAAUUUAGCUUUGCAUUAAAAGAUUAUAAUUGUUUUUGAAAUUGUAAA